GAAUCUGAAUAAUAAUUAAUUUCGUAAUUUAUUAUGGCUAUUAACUAUUUAGAGUAAUUUGGCUUCAAUAAAACUUAAAGGCACCGAAAUUAUUUUAGAAUUAUCGAGUAAGUACUUACAAAAGAACCAAUACCGGUAUUUUGAUUACAAUUUUGUAACUUGUGCGAAAGUUUUUAUUCACAAAUCACCGCUUAGACCAAUAUUGCUACGUGAACAAUGUCUAAAGUAAUUACAAGUGAAGAAGUAAUUAAGCACAACAGCAAUGACAGCGUAUGGAUGGUCAUACGAAACGAUGUAUACGAUGUUACAAGUUUUUUGGAAGAGCAUCCUGGUGGGGAAGAAACACUCCUAGAGGUGGCAGGACAAGAUGCAACACAAGCAUUUGAUGACGUCGGACACAGUGAGGAUGCUAAGGAGCUGCUCAAGAAAUAUAAAAUAGGUUCCUUGCCUCCUGGAGAGACCAUGCCCAAUGUUGUGCCACAACAGAAACCUAAUUGUUGUGAGAAAGUCAAGCAAAUUGUGAUGGUUAGCUCUGUGGUAGCGGGAGCCAUACUGGUGGCAAUUGUACUAAGGAAGUACCUCGCUUCGAAUUAAUGGUAAUAAACCUUGUGUACCUGUCAUUAAAAACAGACCUGCAAGGAUAUUCUGGUCAGAAUGAGAACUAAAACUGCCAUGAUGUUAAAAGAGACUACGGUUUCGCACACUCUCUUUACAGCAGUCAUUGUCAGCACCGUACGCGCCCAUAGCGUCGAAUGCACCGCAUAGUACACGA
Molecule: messenger RNA, 772 nt
Organism: Aricia agestis (brown argus)
Lineage: Eukaryota; Metazoa; Arthropoda; Insecta; Lepidoptera; Lycaenidae
Product: cytochrome b5-like
Exons: 4
Coding region: 217-594 (125 amino acids)
Cellular component (GO): intracellular membrane-bounded organelle; membrane
Molecular function (GO): heme binding
Source: RefSeq, a predicted model, not a curated record